This is a messenger RNA of Racocetra persica, 1728 nucleotides long. NCBI's taxonomy places the organism in Eukaryota, Fungi, Glomeromycota, Glomeromycetes, Diversisporales, Gigasporaceae. The record is from the annotation of a GenBank genome assembly.
CUUCCAAAUAAUAAUGAGAAUUCUAUUCCAAGGCUAUAUUUUAUUAACAAAUGUCUUGACAUGGUUCCUAAGAAUUCACCUCCUCAUAAGGAUCUUUAUCAGAAUUUAUUUUCACAAAAACCUUUUUCUUUUAUGAGCCCAGUCAUAAUUCGUAUAUUAAAAUGUGAAGAAACAAAAGGAGCAUUUAUAACGCUUAUUAAAAAUCCAAAUCAAAUUUUCACACUCUCUUCAAGGUUAAACCUUAUUAGUGAAUGUUUAAAUGUACAAGGAAUUGAUUCAACAAUGUCAACUUUAUGUUGUGAUAUUAUUCAAAAAACGUUCUUUGUGAAAUUAUCUUUCCCAGAAUUAGCAAAAAACUUUAAAUAUGUUGUUGAAGUACUUAGUGAUACUAAAGCUAUAGUCUUACAAACUAUUUGUGCUAUAGCAUUUCUUAAAGAAUUCGCAAAACAGUUCUGGGAUCAUUCAAUCCAGGAAGACAUAAUGCAGCCAAUCAAGUUUGAUGCUACAAAAAUUGGUGACCUUGACACAAAUGCAUUAAUCCAAGAAGUAAACACUUCUAUGGAUUUAACAGAUUCAUUAAUUUAUUCUUUCAAAAUAUAUUUCUUAAGAGAGUUACGUGAUAAAGGUUUGUCUAUGAAUGAGGUUCGAACGUUUUGUGAAGCACAACAACAAAUAUUACCAUGGCUUGGCGACUUACCCUGGGAUUCAAAAAACGAAUCAAGACUUCCAUUUAAUCCAUAUUGGUGCCUUAAAGAUUACGUUGCCGUUGAAAAAAGUUUUACUACUCUUCAUAAUCUUAACGACAAAGCAUCAUUUAAUUCAUUUUUUGCAUCAUUAAAAAAGAAAGAAUCAACUGAUAAACCCUUAAUAGCUUUGAUGGGUUUUAUUAUUAGUCGACUUCAUGUUAUAAGGGCUACACGUGAUUGGACAGAGGAAGAAGAAAAGGUUGUAGAAUUUCUAAAGGGAAAAGUUGAACAUUCAAGUACACCGUCAACCAUAUAUAAGCAAACUAUUAAAAGCAUAAUAUCAAACAACCAUCCAUUGCUUGGAAUAAAUCCAAAUGUUACAAAUUCCGAAUUACUUGUAAAGUCUGUCAUUGGCCAUGUAAUUGCAUUACACGCAUCAAUUCCAGCAGAAUCCAACCCUUUAUCAUAUAUGUUACAUAACUUGAAUAAUUGCUCUGAUCUAUUCAUCCCUACUUGUGUGUCUGAUAUCGAAUCACUUAUCAUCUCUGCUGUAGUUCAAAGUGGGCAAGUAACUCGAUAUUCCUGUGAAUGUGGAUAUAAAUAUGUUAUAGCAGACUGUGGUCAGGCAUAUAGCAUUGGUACUUGUCCUGAAUGCAAAAAAACAAUUGGAGGGCAUAACCACAGAUCGGCACCAGGGCAAAAAAGAUUGGAUGCAAGUCCAAUUGCCAAUACUAUAGCUGCAAAGGAUAAACCUGGGUACAUUAUGGAAUCGGAAAGUCCAUCAAUGGUACAUUCUCUUCGUUCUCUGACCCCAGUUUCUUAUAGAAUUUUGCAUUUGUUUAUUCAUGCAAUAAUUGGAGCCUGGGCACAUACACCAACUGGAAAGUCUUUCUUAGGCAAUAAUAAUCGGGAGAACACUGAUGCUUCAGCUUAUUGUAUGGGUCACAUUACAAACGACUGGAAUACACUUCUAAGAAUCUUGAAUACAUCACAUGAAAGUUUAGCAUUAUUAUUGGAAGCUUUUUCAUCAACGAAAAAAUGA